AUGGAUGUCAAUAAUGCCUUCCUUUAUAGCGAUCUUGAUGAAGAGGUAUACAUGCUACCUCCCCCUGGUUAUCGUAGAAAGGGGGAGACUCUAGUUUGCCGUCUCCAUAAGUCUCUAUACGACCUUAAACAAGCGUCUCGCCAAUGGUUUUCAAAAUUCUCAGAAUCAUUAUGUGCUUAUGGGUUUGUUCACUCAACGACAGAUCAUUCUUUAUUCAUCUUACGCCGAGAUGGGGAAACAAUCUUUGUAUUAUUAUAUGUUGAUGGUAUUGUGAUAACAGGAUCAAGCUCCUCGUUGAUCACCAAGGUACAAGACAUGCUCCGUCAAAAUUUUAAAAUCAAGGACCUUGGAACAUUAAAAUAUUUUUUGGGCAUUGAAGUUGCUCGCUCCAAAAAGGGACUUUUUUUAUGUCAACACAAGUAUGUGCUUGAUAUACUUCAAGAUAGUGGUUAUACCGGUGUACGCCCAACAAACACGCCUAUGGAACUUAAUCUCAAGCUCACCAACGACAAUGGUGACUUAUUAGAUGAUCCUUCAGCCUAUCGUCGACUUGUGGGCCGCUUAAUUUAUCUCACAGUGACACGGCCCGAUAUUGUUCAAGCUGUGAAUAUCCUCAGCCAAUUCAUGCAUCAGCCCAAGAAACCUCAUCUUAAUGCUGCUAAUCGUUUGCUUCGAUACUUGAAGACUACUCCAGGGCAAGGCAUUUAUUUCCAAGCUGAGUCAGAUCUUCAAGUCCGUGCAUACUGUGAUUCUGACUGGGUAAGUUGUCCGAUGACUCGCCGAUCAACCACUGGGUAUUGUAUAUUUUUGGGACCAAUUUUAGUCUCUUGGAAGACUAAGAAACAACACACGAUUUCUCGUUCCUCAGCUGAGGCUGAAUAUCGUGCCAUGGCCAAUACAACUUGUGAACUAACAUGGUUGGCAUCCUUACUUCGGGACAUUGGUCUGCAACAUUCUCUCCCCAUCCCAUUACAUUGUGACAAUCAAGCAGCCCUCCACAUUUUUGCAAAUCCAGUGUUUCAUGAACGAAUAAAGCAUAUCGAGAUCGAUUGCGACCUUGUUCGCAAAAAAUUACAAGCCAGUUUGAUACAACCAACAAAGAUUGACACAGGCCAACAAAUAGCAAAUAUAUUCACAAAGACCUUGGGUCAGGAUCAAUUUCGGUUCCUAGCAUCCAAGUUGGACGUUCACAAUCUACACGCUCCAACUUGA
This is a messenger RNA of Telopea speciosissima, 1212 nucleotides long. RefSeq lists its product as uncharacterized. The record is from RefSeq and is a predicted model, not a curated record. The transcript has a single exon. Bases 1 to 1212 code for a protein of 403 amino acids. Lineage: Eukaryota; Viridiplantae; Streptophyta; Magnoliopsida; Proteales; Proteaceae.